AUGGCGAAAACUGCAUGUAACACUUCGUCACAGGCGCAACAGAGAAUGAAGCCAAGUUCAGAUCUACAAGACAAGCAGGAUGAUCAGAAGAGGGAACCAUUACGGAUAAGAAAACAAUUAUCACUUGCCGACGGAACACUUCUAAUAAUAGGAAUGAUUAUUGGAUAUGGUGCGCUCUGUAUGGCUGAGUUGGGAACUACCAUUCCCAAGUUCGGCGCAGAAUACAUCUACAUAUAUGAAGCGUUUGGCGCGUUACCGGCGUUUCUGUUUCUGUGGGUGUUGAUGGUCAUAUUGAAACCGACUACCCAAGCCAUUAUUAUGCUAAUAUUUGCUGAAUACAUAGUUUAUCCUGUAUUCAUUGAAUGUGACGAAACGCCACUGCUGACUAAAAGACUCUUAGCUGUAGCAGGUAUACUUUUUCUAACUUUCGUGAAUAUUGUUAGCGUACGUUGGAGUGCUCGUCUGACCAACAUUUUAUCAUAUUCAAAGUUGCUGGCCACCUUCAUAAUCAUUAUCACUGGAGUGUAUUACUUGGCAAAAGGAUACACGGACAAUUUUGAGGACAGUCUUGCAGGAACCACCAAGUCAGUAGGUGACAUUGCAUUGGCGAUGUAUUCUGGUUUAUGGGCCUAUUCCGGAUGGGGUGUUCUCAAUAAUGUUACGGAAGAAAUGAAGAAUAUUCCAAGAAACCUACCGUUGGCUAUUGUCUUAGCCGUAUCUAUUGUAACUUGCAUUUAUCUAUUGACAAAUGUUGCAUAUUUCGCCGUACUUUCCCCUCAAGAAUUGCUGAGAGCAGAUGCAGUAGCUGUGACGUUUGCUCAAAAGACUCUCGGUGUGAUGGCGUGGAUAAUGCCGUUAUUUGUUGCGUUGUCUACACUGGGUGCAGGAAAUGCAUCAAUCUUUACUGCCGGGAGGGUUUAUUUUUCUGGUGCAAGAGAAGGUCAAUUGCCAGAUGUUGUUGCUAUGAUACACAUAAGAAGACGUACGCCAGUUCCAGCCAUUCUUAUAAAUUGUGUGGUUGCUCUGAUUAUGGUGCAGAUCACCGACAUAGACACACUUACAACCUACUUUAGUUUUAUAAAUUGGUUGUCAACAGGGGUUGCAGUAGCUGGUCUUAUAACCCUACGCUGGACGAAACCUAAUCUUCCCCGUCCUAUCAAGCUACCUCUAUUUCUCCCCGCUUUGUUUGUCGUCAUGUCUUUGUUCCUGGUAAUAGUGCCUUUCUACACGCGACCGAUUGUGUCAAGUAUUGGUGUGGGUCUAACGCUCACUGGUGUUCCACUUUACUUUUUGGGUGUAGUCUAUAAAAGAAAAAGGAUGCGACUCUUGUCAAAUUUACUUGAUUAUGAUGAAAGUGCACAACAAUUUAUUGGUGAUUAUCUGGAGAGAUAUGAUAUGCCAAUGGCGAUUUUAAUAGCCAAGGCGUACAGAAAACAAGAAGUCAUGGAGGUAAGCAAGUCAUCGGAAUGGAAUCAUACCCAUUCAUUUGAAGCAGAUGUUGGUGCCUACUGUGCUGAGACAACAAAUUAUGAAGCUUGCUCUCGAAUCUCUAAUGGGCAGCCACCAAGGGACAGAGAAGACCACUGA
Messenger RNA from Saccoglossus kowalevskii, 1587 nucleotides. RefSeq names its product Y+L amino acid transporter 2-like. The record is from RefSeq and is a predicted model, not a curated record. Gene Ontology annotation, molecular function: L-amino acid transmembrane transporter activity. Lineage: Eukaryota; Metazoa; Hemichordata; Enteropneusta; Harrimaniidae. Gene Ontology annotation, cellular component: membrane. Gene Ontology annotation, biological process: amino acid transmembrane transport.